This is a messenger RNA of Dissoconium aciculare CBS 342.82, 2519 nucleotides long. RefSeq lists its product as uncharacterized. NCBI's taxonomy places the organism in Eukaryota, Fungi, Ascomycota, Dothideomycetes, Mycosphaerellales, Dissoconiaceae. Gene Ontology annotation, cellular component: nuclear inner membrane; chromosome, centromeric core domain; mitotic spindle pole body. Gene Ontology annotation, biological process: nuclear inner membrane organization. The record is from RefSeq and is a predicted model, not a curated record. The transcript has a single exon. Bases 80 to 2122 code for a protein of 680 amino acids.
UGUCUUAUCCCGCUCAUCUGCUUUUCACCUUGUCCUCAUAUUCGCGAGUCAGAAACUAAAUUCGUGGUCUUGGUCCAAAAUGGUGUUCUCGCGAGCGAUCCGCUGCCAUUUCUGUAAUACGCGACAAGCGCAGGUGCGACGAAACACGACCCAGUAUCAGUGCACCGCAUGCGAGGCCGUCAACUUUCUAGACGGCAAGGGAAAUGUAGUCGACACUCCAGUCUCAUUCGUUGAAGCGACCGAACGAAGAUCAAAUGCGUCCAAACGACAAAUCGCGAUAGCACCCGUGCGACAACGGACGACGUCUCCGGAGUACGAGCAGCAACAGUCGUCGCAGCCACCAAAGAAGCUGGUCUUCUGUCGAACAUGCCUGCAAAACCAACAUCUCUAUAACGAAACUCUCGCCAACUACCUACCCGAUGACGAAGAUGAUCCUCGAUAUCGCGAAUUCGAAGCGCGAUUGCCGCAGUUCAAAGCGGACUUGGAAAAGCGAUAUCCUCUUAUCUGUAGUAAAUGCGCACCCCUUGCGCAACAGCAAAUUCACCAGGCAGAUUACUACGGCAUGGCACAGAACGCAGCGAAACUGUGUGCAGAGACGAGAUCAAGAGGAGGUCGGCUUACGAAGAGAAAGGGCAUGCGCGACGAUUGGAAAAAAUGGACCAUGAGAGUAACUCUCAGAUUUGUGGGUUUGGUCAUGUAUACUGGUCUAUACACCCAAGUCGCAUACCAUCUCUACGGACUUUGGUGCCUUUAUACAACUCCCACAGAAUUUGCCACGGAUCCUUCGAUACAAGUAUGCGCAAUCCGCGCAACUCUGCUACGUGCAGAUUCGGCUUGUCAUCAACUUCUCGGAUCUUACCUUCCCUACACCAUUGUCGCAGCACUGUUCUUACUACCAUACAACACCGGAUUGAAACUUUGGUUCGACGGCACUCAUAGGAUGGAGGCUGUUCGAGGCCAGAUGAACUAUCUCGCCAUCCAAGUUAUCAUGCUGGGAAUCAGGGCUGUGGCUUGGAACAAAAUGUCCGAUCCCGAAUUUGUGGAAACUCUCACAAGAUCCCAAAUCGUGGUGAUUCACGCUUUCGUUGCGCUAUUCUUGCCGAUUGCGCAGUUGGCCGCCCAGUCAGGAAUUGAAGGUGUGAAAUGGAAAUUAAAUGGGAACAUUAUGCCGAAUCCGAUGGAGAGGGAUGUUCUGGGUGCAUAUGCUGGUCCAGCAUCAGAAGAGCAUCACGAUCCCCAACCUUCCGAGGAAGAUCCGUUCCGACUCUUGCGUUCCAACGAACCAAGCGCCUUUUCUGCGGCGUCUCUCGCCAAAUCGCGUCCUAUUCAACAACGACCCUAUCUUUCGCCGCCUGAGGAGUCCGAACAUGGCGCCUCUUCAGAUGAUGAAGACGCUAUGGAGACCGACUUCGCGCCGAUGAUGAAAUCUUCCACGCGCCGACGCAACCCCGGAUCCCAACAACGACCCAACAUCGAGCCAACACAUACCUACUUCAACCACACAAACGCCCCGCCCCUUGGCCUCGACACCAUUUCGCGCCAACUCACCGCCAUGGAAGACCACAUGCAACGAGAACAAAUCCAGCGCCAACAGGAACAGCAAUCCCGCCUGCGCUUCGAACCUCGCAAUUCCACCUCCGGAUUCUUCAACCGCGCCGCCGCCGCCCCUAUACCUGGUCCAGCAAACUCCGCAGCCCCCUUCCGCCGCCCUGUUCCUCCCCUCCCCCGCCAAGCAAGUCCCUGGAGCACAACCAACUCCUUCUCGCAGAACAACAACGCCUCUUCCCAAUUACCCUCGAGCCAGAACCGAGAUUUCAUGGCCCGCAUGCGUCCCACCACCCCCAUUCUGACGUAUCCCGACGCAUCCUCCCCUAACAACACUCAACAUCAAAAUCAACCCCAGGGCGGCGAAGAGAAAUUUACAGGAGCUGGCGGUCAUCAUUCCGAUUUCCGCCUCGCAAAGGGGAAACUAUCCCUCCCUGGGGAUGAUCGUCGCACGGGACUUGAGGAGCGAUUCGAUCGUUUCUUCGGCAUCGACGAGAGCGCUGCCGCUGCUGCUGCCGUUGCUUCUGGGAACAAUGGAGGAGGCAAGGGGUGGUUGGGUGGAUUGAUGGGGAGGUGAGGAAAUCUCUGGCCCGAUUUCUGCGGUUGAGAGAAGUAGAUUGUAAUAUUUUGGACGGUUUUGAUGGAUCAAUUGAGGCGGAGUUCUUGGAAAUCUUUUUUGGGCCCCCCGCAUGGAUGACGAUUAUGCUUUGCCCUUUUCUUCUCUGCUUUGGAUGCUCCUAGGGCUGUUUUUUUUUUCUGGCGGCCUCUUUAUGCUCGUUGGGAGUGGAGUGUUUCGGAUCUCUUUCAUUCUCGGCGUUCUCUGUCUUGUACCUUCUGCGAGAUUUGAGUGUUUGCAGCGAAUUUUGUGGCUCGCUCGUCUUGUCUUCCUUUUCCCGAUGAGAAACGGGAAUGAUGCAGACGAGGAAAUUUGAUUAUCUGAUGUUUUACAUAAUGACUUUCAAACUUUUCAAGCU